Molecule: messenger RNA, 1774 nt
Organism: Dermacentor silvarum
Lineage: Eukaryota; Metazoa; Arthropoda; Arachnida; Ixodida; Ixodidae
Product: spartin
Exons: 8
Coding region: 240-1760 (506 amino acids)
Biological process (GO): cell division; negative regulation of BMP signaling pathway
Cellular component (GO): plasma membrane
Source: RefSeq, a predicted model, not a curated record
AAUCACGGAGGCCACGUUCGAAGUCGAGGGCGGCGAAGGCGGCUCGUGAGAUGACGCGCAUUUGAUGUUGUUUGCUGCUCGCGUGGCGCGCGAUCAUCUGAGGAGCCUCCGAUUUGGCCCUAUGCCACCCGGCCUUCUGUUAGCGGAGCUAUCUGAUAUAAUCUGCUGUGUAAAGAGCGUGUAUAUAUAGCAGUCGGGGGAAGCGCCGAUCAGCCUUACCAGCAUACCUAAAGCUUAUCAUGGCACAGCAGUACGCGACGCCUAGCAGUGCAGUCGGCGGGCUUCUGGAAACUCUCAGGACCAACCAUGACGAGGCCUUCCUGUACGUGUCCCAAGGCCUCAGCUACGAAGAACAAGGCGAGAACGCCCUUGCCAUCGAGAUGUACUACAAGGGGCUCGAAAAGUUGGCCAAUGGCUUGAACCUCAACUGCGAGCGCCCGGGUUGCAAUGGUCCGGAGUGGGAGAAGGCGCGCACCAUGCAGCGGAAGAUGCGGCACAUCAAGGACGAAGUCGAGUUUCGGCUUAUGGCCAUCGAAGCAGCCGGCGGAGCACCUCUUUACGCCGACAGGCCACCGACCUACGACGAGGCGACGAGUGCGGAUACUGCCCGCCCCCCGCGAAGGGAAGCAGAGGAGCUCUUUUGCAUCGAGUCUGGUGUUCAGAUUUUCUAUGUCUCCGGAGGAGGAGGAGUUGAGGCACCACUUGAGCCCACAGAUCUCCAUGUGUACCGCUUGCCGGGCAGACAAGAUGCCAUAUUUCCUGAUGAUAAAGCCCCACUCCCGUGGCUACAAGUGGGCACAUGGAUUUACCCUUUGGUUCCGAAGCAGUCCCCGGCCCUGAGGUCAGGCUAUGGAGCCUAUCUCUUUCCCAACAUUGAUGCACCUUUGAAAGAAUCUGAGGCUUUUGUGGGAGUCCUGCUUCCUCCUGACCUGCCACAUGAGAUGAUCUCACUUUUUGAGUCUCUUAUGGAAGAGCUGACCGCCAUGAAGAUGGAGGCCAUGACUGACCCAAGCGGCCUCCCAGAUUCUGUGAUGAGCCGGUUCCGUCGGUCUACCUCCUUCAGCCAGCAGGUGUCUGCGAGCAUAGUAUCAGGCUCAGAGGCCCUGUCCAAGGGUUUGACCAAGGGUGCCGUGGUGACUGGUCAGGCUCUCAAAAUGGGCACAGCGCGGCUCAAGCAGUACCUCAAGCCAGAAGCCCAGCCGGUGAUAGUGGACCCCAGAGUGAAGCAAGGGCUCGAGAUCCUGCGUACCGUCACGGGCUCGGUGCGCAAUGUCACAGAACGUGUCGCCAACAAAGUGGGCGAGCUGACGGUGACAGUGGCACAGAUGGUGGCCACGAAUGUGUCCUGUGACACUUGCGUGGCUGGCGCACCAGAAGUGCCUUCCACAAGCAUGGAGAAAGUGCAGAGUGCAAUCACCAUUGCCAAGGGUGGCUUACAAGGUUUGUCCACUGUGUAUGUUGGCUUGGAAAAUGCAGCCAAGAUCUUGGCUACCAGCCUUGCCAAUGAGACAGUUGAGGUUAUUGGCCACAAGUACGGAGCAGAUGCUGCACAAGUGGUGGACAGUGCCAUGAACUCUGUCACCAAUGUCACAUUGGCCACAACCGCAGUCCGUGGUUUAGGAUUCAAAGGGAUUGCGAAACGCACUGCAAAAGAGACAGGAAAAGCAAUCCUUCAGGAAUAUGUGAGCAGCCUCGAGGCGCAAGGAAAUUUUCGUGAGAGUGCAGCCUUACGAAAAAACCUAGAAAUGCAAAAGUCUUAGAAAGUGUUGUUUUU